AUGGCUAGAAUCAGAGGCUUUGAUCUUUUCGCCAUGGCUGGUGUCAUCUCCGUCGGUGUCUACACCGGUGUGAAAUUUUUCGGCCCGAUUAUCAUCGACCAGUUGGAGAAGGAUGGCAACUUGAGACAGGACAAGAAGGUCCCAGAGAUGAUCAGAGAUGCCUCGCGUGAGAUGAAGGAGAACGAAGAGAAGCUCAACAGUAAGUGGAGUGAAAUCAGGGCCCAGUUGGAGUUGUCCAAGGAACAAAAGGAGCAACAGAGAAAAGUUUGCCAUGUAGAAAAAACGCCAAAGGUGGAGCAACAACCAAGAUAA
Messenger RNA from Babjeviella inositovora NRRL Y-12698, 312 nucleotides. RefSeq lists its product as uncharacterized. The transcript has 4 exons. Lineage: Eukaryota; Fungi; Ascomycota; Pichiomycetes; Serinales. The record is from RefSeq and is a predicted model, not a curated record. The coding region runs from base 1 to 312 and encodes 103 amino acids.